CUGACACAUAUUUGGUGUCUUCGCUCAAGGGUUAAUGCACAUUAACAUUUCUUCCAUGUGGUUCACCCUCAACAUCAUCAUCGGCAGCAACAGCACCCCAAAACCAGGGAUUUCUCUUCAGCUCAGUGCCACAACUGUAUUCUUCCAGGACUGCUGGAGACCGUUUUUCCAGUCCGUCGUCAGCCUCAUAGCCAUAACAGAACACCUCCUGUGUGUCGCAAGAUACUUCACCACCCUACAGUACUUUGGCUUCAAUUCUGUGCUGUCAGCUGAAUUUGUGGACAUGACUGACCUGAACACACUUGUGGAGCUGAGGACAAACAGCUGUAUAGUUUCAGCAGGCGUGACAUGUAAAAACGAGAAUGGAAUCCAGAACUUUGCCAGGUAACAAGAAAGAUGUACUGAUAAUGAGGAGCAUACCAUUUAUUGUACAACCAUAUAGGCAACACACGCAUAGAACACCAGCAUGGCCGUUUAGCAUUUGGACUUGUCAUCUAGGCCUGGAUGUGCAGCCACGACCUGUUUUGAAAGCUUUUUCCAUUGAUAGUGUCCAUAAUAUGAGUAUCAAGGCAUGUCUUCGUUUCCAUCAUUGCGCCAUCCAUCUCAGCUACUCAGCAGCCAACUGUUCCCUGGAUGUGGGCUUUGUCCUGUUCCUCAGCACCUCGGUGAGCCUGCUCCUCUUCCUGCUGGUGGUGCUGCUCCGUCAGCUGGCUCGGGAAUACCUGCUGGCUUUCUGCCACAUCAUCCUCGCCUGGCUGGAGGCUGUACGGAGGCCCAACCCCAGGGGGCGCUAUUGCUAUGAUGCCUUUGUGUCGUACAGUGGGAGAGACGAGCGCUGGGUGGUGGAGCAGCUGCUUCCGGGCAUGGAGCAGAAGGAGCCUCCUUUCCUGCGUCUAUGUCUGCACAGCAGGGAUUUCCAAUUGGGGAAGGACAUUGUGGACAACAUCACAGACAGCCUCUACGGCAGCCACUACACCGUGUGUGUGGUGAGUCGUAACUACUUGCGCAGUAACUGGUGCUCCCUUUGCUGGUGGAGCAAAGGGUCAUCAUUAUCUUGGUCUUCCUGGAGGAAAUCCCCCCUCGCCAGCUGUCUGCCCACCACCGCCUGUCUAGGCUGGUCAAGACCAGACAAACACCGCUGUAGCUCGGCCACCUUCUACUGCAGAUGCGGAAUGCCAGCAUAA
Molecule: messenger RNA, 1184 nt
Organism: Salvelinus fontinalis (brook trout)
Lineage: Eukaryota; Metazoa; Chordata; Actinopteri; Salmoniformes; Salmonidae
Product: toll-like receptor 13
Exons: 3
Coding region: 363-1184 (273 amino acids)
Biological process (GO): toll-like receptor signaling pathway; immune response; inflammatory response
Cellular component (GO): membrane
Molecular function (GO): transmembrane signaling receptor activity
Source: RefSeq, a predicted model, not a curated record